Cetraspora pellucida is the source of this 1134-nucleotide messenger RNA. Lineage: Eukaryota; Fungi; Glomeromycota; Glomeromycetes; Diversisporales; Gigasporaceae. The record is from the annotation of a GenBank genome assembly.
AUGGUUAAACAGCAUAGAAGACUUCAGGUCAAAUUAUCCGAAUCUUUAAAACCCCUUAUUCCAAGCAAGGAUCUUAUAUUUGGGCGACACUUUACCGAUCAUAUGCUAACGAUCGAAUGGAAUAGUAAAGAUGGGUGGUCUGAUCCAAUUAUCCAGCCUUUUGGCAAGAUUUCACUUGAACCUAGUGCUAUGGUAUUCCAUUAUUCUUUUGAAUGCUUCGAAGGACUAAAAGCUUAUAAAGAUAAAAAUGGGAAAUUACGAUUAUUUAGACCAGACAUGAAUAUGAAGAGACUUAAUAGAUCUGCUGCAAGGCUUACAUUACCUGUGAGUAUAAUUUGGGAUGUUAUUGGAGGAUUCAGCGAAGAUGAAUUAUUAGAGUGUUUAAAAAAACUGAUCCGUUUAGAGGAACGUUGGGUUCCAGCCGAGAGAGGAUUCUCAUUAUAUAUACGUCCUACUCUUAUUGGUACACAAGCUUCUCUAGGAAUAGGUCCCAAUUCUAGAGCACUUCUAUUUAUUAUUUGUUCUCCUGCGGGGCCAUAUUACAAGACUGGAUUUAGUGCUGUUAAAUUAUUGUCUACAUUUGAAAACGUAAGAGCAUGGCCUGGUGGAACUGGUGAUGCCAAAAUUGGUGGAAACUAUUCUCCAUGUGUUAGACCGCAAAUAGAAGCUGCCGAAAAAGGUUAUCAGCAAAAUUUAUGGCUGUUUGGUCCUGAUGAUGAAAUAACUGAAGUGGGUACGAUGAACUGCUUUGUUCUUUUAGAUAAUGAAUAUGGUGAAACUGAACUUGUGACACCGCCCUUAGAUGGUACCAUUCUCGCUGGUGUGACUCGUGAUUCAAUAUUACAACUGGCUCGGACGUGGAAUGAGUUCAAGGUCUCAGAACGUAAAAUUACCAUGUCCGAGGUAGUAAAUGCUUUGAAACAGGGUCGCUUGAGAGAAAUGUUUGGUUCUGGCACCGCAUGUAUUGUCACUCCUAUUAAAAUAAUUAAUUAUCGUGGAGAAGAUUUAGCAGUGCCUUUAGAUCCAAAUGAUCCUUCAAGUAAUGCAGGACCUGUGACUCGACGAAUUUCUGACACGUUAAUGGGAAUACAAUAUGGUGAAAUACCUCACGAGUGGUCUGUUGUUUUGAAUUAG